This is a messenger RNA of Bombina bombina (fire-bellied toad), 657 nucleotides long. It is a transcript of the gene TPD52L1, whose product is annotated as TPD52 like 1. Gene Ontology annotation, cellular component: cytoplasm. The transcript is spliced from 8 exons. Bases 1 to 654 code for a protein of 217 amino acids. Gene Ontology annotation, biological process: positive regulation of MAP kinase activity; positive regulation of apoptotic signaling pathway. Lineage: Eukaryota; Metazoa; Chordata; Amphibia; Anura; Bombinatoridae. The record is from RefSeq and is a predicted model, not a curated record.
AUGGGGCGCACUGAAGAAAUGCCUAUUAGUUUUCACUCAUAUCUACUUGACACUCAGCCACUCCAGGAAACUGAUGAAGACACGGUGGCAAACAUUGAGUACGUUGAAAUAAUGUCUGAGGAGGAGAAAGAGGAACUGAAGAUUGAGUUGGAAAAGCUGGAAGAUGAAAUUGUUACUCUACGUCAAGUGUUAACAGCUAAAGAGAAGCACCUGGCCGAGUUAAAACAUAAGCUUGGCGUCAGCAUGAUGAACGAGUUGAAGCAGAACUUUAGUCGCAGCUGGCAAGAUGUGCAGGGGCACUCUGCGUACAAAAAGACACAAGAAACUCUGAGCCAAGCAGGAAUGAAAGCAUCUGCUGCAUUAACUAAUGUGGGAAGUGCUAUAGGCAAGAAACUCGGAGAUAUGAGAUCACAUUCUAUUAGUUAUUCAAUCCGUCACUCCAUAAGUAUGCCAGCUAUGAGGAAUUCUCCUACAUUCAAGUCUUUUGAAGAAAGAGUUGAGAGUACAGUCACUUCUCUGAGGGCCAAGGUUGGAGGGACAAACCAGCCCCAAGGAAGUUUUGAAGAAGUUCUGAGUUCUACCGCUCAUGCAAGUGCUCAAAGCUCAUUGGCUGGGACCCUUCUUCCUGAAGCUGAAGAAGAUCUACAGUGCUAAGCA